This is a messenger RNA of Pelodiscus sinensis (Chinese soft-shelled turtle), 2444 nucleotides long. NCBI's taxonomy places the organism in Eukaryota, Metazoa, Chordata, Testudines, Trionychidae. The record is from RefSeq and is a predicted model, not a curated record.
CCCUUUGAUGUCCAAAGAGAGACUUGUCUACGAAAUAAGCUGUUCUUCAUCUAUAUUUUUGACUGCCACAGCUGUACAGAGCAAAAAUGUAGCUUUUGUUUCUGGAAGGGUGCCAACGAACUUGUAUCAACCUGAACACCCCGCCCCCUGAGUCUUUUCCUUUUUUUAGAAAAAAUAAAACUGCUUCUAGCAAACAACAUAAUUAGGACAAUGGGUGCUAUUAUAAAUCAUUUGUACUUCUUUUUGAUUUAUCCGUGUAUUCGUUUGGAAAUUUGAAGCCGAUUUUUAAAAACAUGUGGACAUCUUCGUAACAUUCGGUGUUACCUAAAUGUGUCUGGGGGGGUUGUCUCUCAUAUUUCUGGGUUUUUACAAAUAAAACAUGUUCUAAAGAUAUGCAAAUGGAGGAGGCAGAAUUCUGGAUUCGAAAUUCGUUGUUUGCUAUUGCUUAGCACACGGUUUCAACGAUAAGAAUUAGCAGGGUACUGAUUUAGAAUGAUAACCGGUGUGACAUUCAGAUAAUUCGGGUUUCUACACGGAAUGGUCGGUCAGGUGUAGUUAGUUUAGUUUGUUCCCGAAAUAAGUUAUCAAGACACUUGUACUGUAUAAAGAGACACAAGUAGCACUUUAUUAAAAGUAAACAGCGUCUCUGUCUCUAAGAUGAUCAAAUCUCACACACAGAUAGGGCCGCUGGCCCCUGAACAGUUAAGGGGCGGGGAAAGUAGCGUGUAUGGGUUUUUAAAUCAGCCUCUAUACAAAAUGUCCAAUUAGCAAAGGUAGAUCUAGGACAAAUGCCACACUCUUUUAUUCUGGGUCAUUGCGAUGUAAUUCCGAUAGGAUUUGGGUCUCCUUUCCUGCGGUUGAUUUCUGUAAAGCGGCGUGAAAGGUGGCCUGGGAUAGAAUACGGGGCUGCUCGGAGAAAAAAAAUCCCCUCUCAUAAUCUUCCGCCUUCACCCCUUCCCUCCCAACAUAUUUUCUUCGACGGCUAGCUUCCUUUUCAUCUCAUCUAUGUAUAUCUCUUUUGUUUGCCUGGCGUGUAGAACGCUUCCGCCAUCAGGUUUCUUUUGCUGCCUGAGUCUAUGGAGAGUUGGCAACCUGGUGCUCGUUUGUAAACUCUUCUCCAAACGGGGCCUUUAUGUGUCAGUUUUUUUUUUAAGUCCCUUCAUCUUGAUCAGAACCCCAUAAUCUUUCAGAAAUGGGGCGGGGGAAGAAUCGCCUUGGAUAAAUACUGAGAGAAACUAGCAAAUUGGCAAAGCGAAUUCCUAACCAUUCCAGGGCCCAAAAUAGCCGUAGCAGAGACUCUUCUAGGCGAUCAAACAAGCAUCGAGAACCAAACUAGAAAGGAGCCUUCCCUUCUCGCAUCUAAAUGUGUCACUGAAGAGGGGUGAGAUUUAAAAUAUCCGCUGCUGUUUCCCCUUUCCCCCAGACAAGCGGCUGGCAGGAGAUGUGCCUGCGCUAAUGACUGGUUGCAGGAAGGACCGAGUAUUUCCAGACACUCGCCUUCCCUGCUCCGAGAUCCGCCUGCCCAGUGGCCACCAUGGGAAGUAAGACUCUACCGGCCCCCGUGCCCAUCCACCCCUCCCUGCAACUCACUAACUAUUCCUUCCUCCAAGCGUUCAACGGGCUGCCCGCGGUGCCCACGGACCACCUGCCCAACCUGUACGGCUUCAGCGCCCUGCACGCCGUGCACCUGCACCAGUGGACCUUGGGUUACCCAGCAAUGCAUUUGCCUCGCUCCUCCUUCUCCAAGGUGCCCGGGGUGUCCAGCUUAGUGGACGCCAGGUUCCAGCUGCCCGCCUUCCCUCUCUUCCCACACGUCAUCCAGCCCAAGCAAGAAGCCACCCACGCGCCCCUUAAAGCCAAACCCCGCUUUGACUUCGCCAACCUCGCCGUGGCCGCCACCCAAGAGGAUCACUCGAAACUGGGGCAGGCGGACAGCCAGAGCUCCCCGCCGGGGCUCGGCUCCUUGCUCGAGGUAACCAAGCUCUCGCCGGAGAAGAAACCCACCCGGGGGAGGCUACCGUCCAAAACCAAGAAGGAAUUCGUGUGCAAGUUCUGUGGCAGACACUUCACCAAGUCCUAUAACCUUCUGAUUCACGAAAGGACCCACACCGACGAAAGGCCGUACACGUGUGACAUUUGCCACAAAGCUUUCCGAAGGCAGGAUCACCUGAGGGAUCACAGGUAUAUUCAUUCUAAAGAAAAGCCUUUUAAGUGUCAAGAAUGUGGAAAAGGAUUUUGCCAGUCCAGAACUCUAGCCGUCCACAAGACACUGCAUACGCAAGUAAAGGAGCUUAAACCUUCCAAACUUAAAUGCUGAAAUGUCCAACACCCAGUGAACUAACUUCCCCUCCAGACUUUAUGCCAAAUUCAGAAACAGACACAAAACUAUCCAGGAUUGGAGCACUGAACUCUUUUUUUAUUAUAAAAAUAAAAGGUUCCCAAAU